CGAUGAUAUUUUCCCCAGUGCGAGAUACUCCAUCACCUUGCCAGUGCCACUUUAAUUUUCAACAAGACAAUGGUCUUGGAUUUGUUUGCAGACACAAAAAGAAGUGUUUAUUCUGAAGCUCAGCUCUCAGUAGUCCUGUGCGAGCUUAACUCUUUGAGAAAGGUAAAGAUUCAUUUUUGUUCACUCACACUUGUUACUUGUAUACUUCGAGUACUUCUUUUGCUGCUUUUGUGGUCGUUGAACGAUAUUGUUUACAUCAGGUUGUUUUGGAACCAUAGAACUGUGGGAGCAAUGAAGCUAAAUUGUACCUUUCUGGUGAUUGUGCUUAUAGCCUCAAUCAAAUUACCGCAACGUGUAAUAGCAGAUUCAGAGGAGGGUUCUGCCAAUACGAAUCGUCAGGUACUGCCGAAAACUAAUGAUAGCGUAAACCAGACAGUUGAUACGGUGAAGAAUGGCAAGGAAAGUAACUUGGUAAAAAAUGGUUUGAAAGAGCGAUUGGAUUCCAGAAAAGGCGGGAAUGAGCAAAAGAAGUUAAAUGGUGGUGCUCAGAAGGGUGAACCUAAGGAGAAUCAAGGUUUGGAUUCCGAGUCUACAAAUGAACCGAAAAAAGGGAAGUUGCCACCAGCGAUAGAGAAAUGUGAUUCGUCUUCCAACCGUUGCACGGACAAUGAUAAGACAUUGGUUGCUUGUUUGAGAGUUCCUGGGAAUGAAUCUCCAUCCCUUUCGCUUUUGAUCCAGAACAUGGGAAGAGUUCCUCUGAGUAUCAAAAUCACAGCCCCGGAUUCAGUUCAACUGGAGAAUACACAGAUUAAGCUCCAAGAGAAUAAAGACACGGAGGUCAAGGUUUCCAUUACAGGAGUCAAAAGUGGCCAUAAUAUCGUACUCUCUGCUGGACACGGCAAUUGCAGCCUCAGUUUAACAAACCAAUUCAUUUCCAUGAAGAUGGCCGGUGAUCCACACGACCCCUCAUACUCCAAUACAGACUUCAAACUAACUCUAUCCAGAGGAUUUCUGUUUUCGGCUGCACUGCUGUUAUUGCUGGCAUCCAUUUUUACGGGCACCAAACUAGGAAGGAAGUAUUUUUGGAAAAAGGACCCCAAAUACCAAAAGCUAGACAUGGAGCUGCCUGUUUCACAUGGCAGCAAGGUCGAGUCUGGCGGGAAUGAGGAUUGGGAUGAUAGUUGGGGAGAUAAUUGGGACGAUGAAGAGACUCCGGUUACACCCUCGAUGCCCGUGACUCCAAGUCUUUCUUCCAAAGGCAUGGCCUCAAGAAAGUUCAGUAAGGAAGGCUGGAAAGACUAAGCCCUCACACCUCAACAUCAUUAUAUAAUGAUAACGGGUAUCGGCUACUGCUGGUUAUUAUUUUGGACCAGGUUUGAUGCUAAUGCAUGCAUAAUUCUCUAAGAUUGAAAUAGAAAAAUUACUCCUACUCGCAAUUUCUUCUCCUUUAGUGCUGAUUGAGUUUGAUGAUCCGAAAUUUCUUGUGUUCAGUAUGUAUUUUGCUAAGAUGGGAGAGGUGAAUUGGUCGAAUUGUUUCCCUUGAUUGCUAUAUUUGUUGUCAGGGGGUAAUUGAUCAUCCUAUCACGUUCAUGGUAUUGAUUUUAAUAUAUUGGAAAUGAGUUAGUUGCUUUUGUCUGAAACUGAUCUGUGUUCUUGUGGAACUCAUUACUCAUGUACAAGGAUUUCGGAGCAUGUUAAUCUGACUUCUCAUGUUCAUAUUACAAUUUCUGAAUAGGGACAUAUGGCUAUGACAUUAUAUGCUUUCCCAUAUUUGCCUGGGGUAAGAAGGCUACAGUCCUAAAAGAGUCAUUAUAUGACAUUAUACAUUUGUUUGUUAAAAGAGUCAUUUCUACUAAUUCACUAUGUUCCAGAAGUACUAAAAUAAUCGAGCAAU
This is a messenger RNA of Striga asiatica, 1894 nucleotides long. NCBI's taxonomy places the organism in Eukaryota, Viridiplantae, Streptophyta, Magnoliopsida, Lamiales, Orobanchaceae. The record is from the annotation of a GenBank genome assembly.